Lotus japonicus is the source of this 1873-nucleotide messenger RNA. Its product is annotated as phenylalanine--tRNA ligase, chloroplastic/mitochondrial-like. The coding region runs from base 272 to 1567 and encodes 431 amino acids. Gene Ontology annotation, biological process: phenylalanyl-tRNA aminoacylation. The transcript has 11 exons. Lineage: Eukaryota; Viridiplantae; Streptophyta; Magnoliopsida; Fabales; Fabaceae. The record is from RefSeq and is a predicted model, not a curated record. Gene Ontology annotation, molecular function: ATP binding; tRNA binding; phenylalanine-tRNA ligase activity. Gene Ontology annotation, cellular component: cytoplasm; mitochondrion.
GUUUGUUCUUUUUGUAAACCCCUCAAUCCUCAUCCCCGAUUCAUCAAAUCAAAGAGGGACAAAACCUAAGUCCCCAAUACCCCUGCGUCGUGCUCUCCGUCGUUCGCCGUCACCGCCGUUCGUUGGAGGCUCGUCACUGCACUUCAUUCACGCCGACUAGCAGAAUUGGGUCAUUUCUUGAUAGCAUCCCAACAGCCGUUGAUAGUUUCUUUGAGAACUCUGUCUCUGUCUUCUGUCAAGUGAAACACAUAUAAAAUCUCAUCUCAUUUGCAUGGCAACGGUUAUCUCGUCAGUGCACACCACACUGUUUGCCAGAGCCUCUCGCUUCCGUCACAGUAAUGGCCUAAGAAGCUUAACAUUUUGUUUACCUUUCUCAUCUUCCGCUGCUUCUGUAUCUACUGAUAACCUUUCGCGGAAGAAAUGGAGGCAGCCGGUUGUCUCAGUUUUGGAUCUUGGAGGAGUCAAGAUUAGCAGAGAAGAUGUAGUGAGGGACGAUCCAACAAAUAAUGUGCCGGACAAUAUAUUUACAAAACUUGGAAUGCAGCUUCAUAGGAGGGAUCAACACCCUCUUGGGAUCCUGAAGAAUGCAAUAUAUGAGUAUUUUGACACAAAUUAUUCAAAUAAGUUCAAUAAGUUCGAUGAUCUUUGUCCUCUUGUUUCAGUGAAGCAGAAUUUUGAUGAUGUCUUGGUUCCUGAAGACCAUGUCAGCAGGAGCUAUAAUGAUACAUACUAUGUAGACCCUCAAACUGUUUUAAGGUGCCACACAAGUGCUCAUCAGGCAGAAUUAUUGAAAAAUGGAAAUACCCAUUUUCUUGUCACAGGAGAUGUUUAUCGAAGGGAUUCAAUUGAUUCUACUCAUUAUCCUGUCUUUCAUCAGAUGGAAGGUUUUCGGGUUUUUGUUCCGGAUGAAUGGGAAGCAUCUGGGAUGGAUGGCACAUCAUUUGCCGCAGCAGACCUAAAGAAAUGCCUUGAGGGUCUAGCAUGCCAUUUAUUUGGUGCUGUGGAAAUGCGUUGGGUGGAUACCUAUUUUCCGUUUACUAAUCCAUCAUUUGAGCUUGAAAUAUAUUUCAAGGAGAAGUGGAUGGAGGUUUUGGGGUGUGGAGUGACAGAGCAAGAGAUUUUGAAAAGAAAUGGGAAACCUAAUAAUGUUGCUUGGGCUUUCGGCCUAGGGUUGGAGAGAUUAGCUAUGGUUCUUUUUGACAUACCAGACAUCCGUCUCUUUUGGUCAAAUGAUGAGAGAUUUACCUCUCAGUUCUCCAAGGGUCAGUUGGGAGUUAAAUUUAAGCCAUUUUCAAAGUUUCCUCCCUGUUACAAGGACAUCAGUUUCUGGAUCAAUGAAUCAUUUACUGAAAACAAUCUGUGUGAAGUUGUCAGAGGAAUAGCCGGGGAUCUUGCAGAGGAGGUGCAACUAAUAGACAAUUUCACCAACAAGAAAGGAAUGACCAGCCACUGCUACAGGAUUGCAUAUAGGUCCAUGGAACGUUCUCUAACUGAUGAUGAAAUUAAUGAUCUGCAGUGGAAAGUAAGAGAACAGGUGCAGAGCAAAUUGGAAGUUGUCAUAAGAUGAGCUUUACUGUGUUAAAGCUAUACAGCUUUGCUGUAAUUUUUGUUCUCAUUUUUUUUGUACAGAUGUUUUAUCUCCCCCAACAGCAACUGAAUGACUCAAUGGAUAGAUUUAUUAUUUAUUUUCUCUUGGUGAAAAUACACUAUAUGGUUGUAUCUUCUGAUUUUCCACAUGAACAUAACAUUUCUGAGGAAAAUAAUUAUAACUGCUGACUGCUGUAGUGUAAAAUCGGUGGACUCCUUCACGUAAUGGUAGGUCCUCAACAAUAAAAUUGAGUAACAAAUGGCUUGUGGACGAUUUUAUAUUUCA